AUGAAAUUCUUCGUAGCUAUUGCUUUGUUCGCCACCAUCUUCAGCGUUGUCUUGGCCGCACCAUCCAGCAGCGGUAGCUCCGCUUCGGCCGACCAAGAUGCCAAGGCGGAACAGAAUGUGCAAGCGGUUAACGUGCAGGCCUUACACGACUUGAGCCGCUAUCGUAAAUCAGCCUACGGUGCCGCUCCCAGCAUUCCAGCACCUCCUUGCCCCAAGAACUAUCUCUUCAGCUGUCAACCUCACUUGGCUCCAGUCGCUUGCUCCGCUCCAGCUCCAGCCCCAGCAUCAUACGGUUCAGCCGGUGCUUACACCGCACCCGUCCCAGCUUAUGUUUAUUGA
Molecule: messenger RNA, 339 nt
Organism: Rhagoletis pomonella (apple maggot)
Lineage: Eukaryota; Metazoa; Arthropoda; Insecta; Diptera; Tephritidae
Product: vitelline membrane protein Vm26Aa-like
Exons: 1
Coding region: 1-339 (112 amino acids)
Source: RefSeq, a predicted model, not a curated record